Toxorhynchites rutilus septentrionalis is the source of this 562-nucleotide messenger RNA. Its product is annotated as partner of xrn-2 protein 1-like. NCBI's taxonomy places the organism in Eukaryota, Metazoa, Arthropoda, Insecta, Diptera, Culicidae. Bases 114 to 455 code for a protein of 113 amino acids. The transcript has a single exon. The record is from RefSeq and is a predicted model, not a curated record.
AGAUGCAUGUUUUGUAAAUAAAACUGACACAUCAAGUUUUGUUUUUCAUAAAACAGUUUGUUGUGAUCGCCAAACGGUGUGACUCUCUGCUCAAAUAAAACAAAUCAUAGAAAAUGGCACAAAGCAAUCCACAGCCUGAAGAACAAGUCGCGAAUACCGAUUGGAGCAUCGAUGCUUAUCGAACGCGCUUCGAACCGGAGGAGCACUGGGAGCUGCGGAGAGCCUUCAUGGAACGGCAUCAAAACUGGAUCCCAGAGGACGAGCUGGUCUGUCUGGCCCAAGUGUUCGUCAACGUAGAACUGUUGCACUGUCGAUACCCCCUGGAAACGAUGGAGCGUGUCAAGGCAAUCUCGAGUGGAAUUGCGGAUGAAUAUCGAGCAUCGCGUAGCAAGAAAAUCCAGCGAACAUUCGUUUCCGCUUCGGACGCCGCUGCAUCCAAAGUGCAGAGAAAGUGAAAAACCGAGUCAUGUACCUUCUUUAUUUUGAAUAGUUUUUUUUAUAUCGAAUGUGACGAUUGGAAUAUGAUUUAAUGAAAAUAAACAAUCUAUAAAUCAACCAGAAA